AUGAAGGCAUAUCAAAAAUUACAACAAAUUAAUUUAAUUGAAGCAACACUGGCCUAGGAAUAUCCUGAUUUUGAUAUUGAACAAAUUAGCCAAAUGGCUAAAAAAGUUGUUGAACAAUUCUCAGGCGUACGCUAAAAAUCCAAAUCUAUCAAGAAAGAUACCUCUGUUUGCUCUAGCUCUACCAAUAAUACUUACUUAAAAAAUGCUAACAGCCUCUAAAAUACUCUUAAUUCAACUCAGGCUUCUUAAAUCAACACAAGCUCAAAUCAGACAUCAAAUAAUUAAAACGCAAAUAUAAACAACAAUAAUAACCUUUCGAUCUCCUCAUCUACCACUGCCUCUAUUUCUUCUAUCCAAAAGAGAGUUAAAUUCACUCCUUAGGAAGAUGAAAUCAUUUUGAAGUAUGUUUAAAAGCAUGGUAAAAAGUGGUCAGAAAUCUCUAAGAGAUUACCUGGUCGUACUGAAGUUAUGGUUAGAAACCGCUACUACGUUAAGAUCCGCAAACUCAGCAAGGAAAAGGACAACUGCACUGGCGAUUACAAUUAAAUUGAUGAAGCUGGACUUUUUAAUGCUGAAAACUCCUCUUUAGAUUUGAACAACGAACAAGCCUCUGAUUUGUUCCUUGGAAAUUCUCAAAGCGCUAUUUCUAAGAAUUAAUCAACUAAUCUUCAAUAAUAGCUCUCCCUCAAAGAUGAAAAAUAAAGAUCUGAUUAAUUUGAAAUAUAAGGUAGUCCAGACACUCACUUUUUAUAGGAUAGCAAUAAUUUUUCUUCUCUCAACUACCACAAUCUUCACGAUGCAGAAAUGAUUUUUGAUAGCCCUGUGAAGUAAAGUAUUUUUGAAGAGCACGGUUUGUUGCAUUUUAAUUAGCACAACGCAAACUUGAAGAUUACUAGCAUGCACAAUUUUGAUGAGCAGAUUCACAAUUAUCAAAACAAGGACUAGCAUUUAUUCGAUUCUGCAGUUAAAGAUUUCCCUUAAAACAAUUAAAAUUCUAAUUUUUAUGAACAUGCUCAUUUGAAUUCAAACAUUAAUUAAAAUAGCGAUUUCUAUGAUAAAUCUGCUCUCCUUUAAAAUCAAUAGUGCACAUAACUACCUUUCUAAAACGGUAUUGGCGCUUUUGCUUUGCACCAAGAAGAAGAUGAUUUCUUCGAAGAAGCUAACAAGCCAUUCAAACUUCCUAAAAUUUAUCUUCCUGAAGACGACCUUAAUGAUAUCUCUUCUUUAUUGCCUCCAGUAGGACAAAUGGAAUUUAAUGGUUUGAAUAAUGCAAAUUCAAUUAAUAUAAAUAAUAAUAUCAUUAAUAGUAACAAUAAUAAUGCUACUCAGAUAGACUCUACUAAACAAGAAAAAAUCUAAUUUUUAUAAAAUCAAAUCAGUAUGAUAGAAAAUAUGCUCAACAUGUGUAAGGACGAAAUCAUAAGAGAAUUCGCCUAGAGAAAAUCUGUCUCCACAAAUGCUGAUGUCUCUAAUAGUUCUGCAACUCCUUUCUAACAGCUCGAGAUUGUAAAGAAUGAAGAUUGCACUGACCAAUAGUAGCAAGAUGAUAUCUUCAAUCGACUUCAAAGCUUUGAAAAUUAGCAUUAAUUUGCUAACACUUCUAUGGAACUAGAAGAUGUAAGCAAUAAAAAUUAGUAUGUUUUUGAACACGACGGACACGAAUUAAACAUAGCUGAAAAUUUCAAUUAUCAUUUGAAUGAAUAAAAUCAAAUGAUCACUAGCUUAAACAAUUUCUGA
Messenger RNA from Tetrahymena thermophila SB210, 1737 nucleotides. Its product is annotated as Myb-like DNA-binding domain protein. Gene Ontology annotation, biological process: regulation of DNA-templated transcription. The record is from RefSeq and is a predicted model, not a curated record. Lineage: Eukaryota; Ciliophora; Oligohymenophorea; Hymenostomatida; Tetrahymenidae. Gene Ontology annotation, cellular component: nucleus. The transcript has 2 exons. Gene Ontology annotation, molecular function: RNA polymerase II cis-regulatory region sequence-specific DNA binding; DNA-binding transcription factor activity, RNA polymerase II-specific.